AUGCCGCCUCGAAUUGCCCGCGCCAGCGUGAGCAACAACACACCGGCUGCCAAGAAGAGCAAGAACAAAAACAAAAAACGAGCCCUCAACGCCUACGCUUCGGCCGCCCGGCAAAUUCCCGAAGGUCGCAUCAAUCGCAAUCGUUUGGGAGAAGAUCUGGACGAUGGACCCAAACGAAAGAGAAGUCGCGAGGAAAGUGAUGAGGAGGAUGAAGGGGAUUUUCAUGACGACGACGACGAGGACGAGGAUGGACCGGCUCGGAAGAAAGUGGCCAAGAGAGGAAUCUUAAGCAUGGGAGACGAGAGGGAACACGGAAGUGACAGCGAGGGGAACGAGUGGACCAUGGGAGGUUUGAAUGAUGACGAGGAUGACAGUGAUUUGGACUCGGAUGAGGCGUUUGGCGAGUCGGAUGAGGAGAAAUUCAGUGGUUUUACCUUUCGCGGGAGUGCGAGGAAUCAAAAAGGAAAGGGCAAGGCGARGAAGAUGAUGGCGAGGAGGAAUUCGAAGAAAGAGGUGGAUUUGGAUGAGAGUGAUGGCGAAAUUGACGACGGCGACAGUCAGGAUGAUGAGGGCGAGACGUUUGGGGACGAUGGGGUGGAUUUGGCCACCAUGUUGGAUGAUGAUGGUGAUGAUGAUGAUGAUGUGGAGAUGAAGAAUGCAACAAACCCAGACAGCGGGAGUGAGGAGGAAGAAGAUGAUGAGGAUGAUGAAGACGAUUCAGAUUCAGAUUCAGAUCAAGACGCCUCCGAUGAUUCCGCGGAUGAAGAGGCCGUGGCGCGCAACAUGGACCGCAUCGUGGGCCUGGAUCCUUCAAGGCAUUCCUCUACCCAACAAUCCGAAGGUGUCACCACCGUCGAUGAUUUCAUGGACGGUAGCAUCGCUCCCCUCGCUCCUCUCAAAUCCAAGAAAUCCAAGAAAAAGGGACCAGUCACCCAACUCGCCGCCAAACUCCCCAAACGUCAACAAGACCGCAUCGAUCGCGAGAUUGCCUCCGCAAAAGCCAAAGAGCAACUUGACCGAUGGCAGGAUACCGUCAAACACCACCGUCGGGAGGAAUUCCUCACCUUUCCCCUCCAGGACCCCACAGACAAGUCGGGAAUCACGGGCAAGGAAAGGUUCCUUCCCGCCACCCAACAAGCUCCACAGAAUGAAUUGGAGGCGAGUAUCCAACGCAUCAUGGAGCAGUCCGGUCUGGCUUCCAACAAACCGGAUGAGGAGAAUGUGGGCGAGGAGGAACAGGCAUUGUUGAAGAGCGAAGAAUUGGCAACAAAUAAGCUGCCGGUCGAGGAAGUGUUGAGGAGGAGAGCGGAGCUGAGGAAGAUGAGAGAGCUCCUCUUCCGUGAGGAGAUCAAAGCCAAGAGAAUCGCCAAGAUCAAGAGCAAAUCCUAUCGAAGAGUGCAUCGCAAGGAGAGGGAGAGGGAGGAGGAAAAGGAGAGAAUUGCCAUGCAGGGACUGGGUGGCGAGGUCAUGGAUGAAGAUGAAAAGGAGACGCAGGAUCGGAAGAGGGCCGAGGCGAGAAUGGGCACCAAACACAAGGAGAGCAAGUGGGCCAAAUCUCUCAAGGCUACCGGUAGGGCGGUGUGGGAUGAAGGCGCGAGGGAUGGUGUCAUCGAGCAGGCGAGACGAGAGGAGGAAUUGAGAAAGAGAAUGGACGGGAGAGAUGUUUCGGGGGAUGAAAGUGAUGGCAGUCUGUCUCCUUCGGAAGAUGAGGGUGAUGCUCCCUUUACGUUGAGGAAGUUGGAGCAGAACAGAGAUGAUGAGAAGCCGAAGAAAGGGUUGGCGAAUAUGAAAUUCAUGCGCGAGGCCGAGGAGAGGAAGCAGAGGGCCAAUGAUGACGACGUGGCUCGCUUGAGAAAGGAACUUGCGGUGGAAGAUGGCGAAGAGGAGGACAGUGAGGAGGGAGAGGAGAGUCUGGGACGUGCUCUCUUCGGACCAAGGCCCACCAAGAACAAAUCCACCCAUCCUAAAGAGCAACGACUGGAGUUUGAGGCUCCCGAUCAUUCCGCGGAAGAAGAUGAGGAUGGCGAAGAUGAUCAAGAUCCACAAGAUCAAGUCAAAGUCAUCACCGAGAAGCCAAAAGUCAAAAACGGUACCGCAAGAGCCAUGACCACAUCCACCAUCCCAGCCAGCAAACCCAAACAAGAAGGCUGGCUGAGAGAUAUCGACGACGACGACACUUCCAAGAGUAAAGCCAACAAAGGCUGGCUACAAGCACCCAAGGGGACUUCCAGAAAAACAGCCGUGGCGACCGAUAACCUCGACCUCCUCAAACCCGUCUCCAACGACCCUCCCGGCAAGUCCGAUAAAUCCACCUCCUCGUCCAAGAAGCCAGAGCUCAAAGACACCUCCUCCAAAGACAAUACCUCCAACUGGACCACAAUCCCUCAUCCGAACAACCCCCCCAACGACGAGGAAGAAGAAGGAGAAGAAGAAGACGGCGAACAAACCAACCCCCUCCUCCCCCCUCAAACCCAAUCCCUCCAACAACGCGCCUUCGCCGGCGACGACGUCGCCCUAUCCUUCACCGAAGAAAAAACCGCCCAAGCAGCCUCCGAAGACACCCAAUCCACAUCCACCUAUCUCCCAGGCUGGGGCAGCUGGACAGGCGACGGCCUUUCGCGCUCGAUCCGCAAAUCCAACUCUCGAGCCCGACACAACCCCCUCUUCAAGAACAAAACCCCUGGGGGAACGCGUCCCGAAGAUCGCCUCGACAAAAACCUCGACAAAGUCAUCAUCAGUCAAAAAGGUGAGGAGGGAAUUGUUCGAAAAGGUAAAAAAUAUCUCGCGAGUCAAUUACCCCAUGAAUAUCAGACUAAAGAGCAAUAUGAGAGGAGUCGAGCUAUGCCUGUGGGUGUGGAGUGGGUUACUAAAGGUGUGCAUCAGAGGAUGGUUAGGCCUAGGGUUGUGGUUAAGAAGGGGGUUAAUGUUGAGGCUUUGGGGAGGCCGGUUUUGUAG
Molecule: messenger RNA, 2955 nt
Organism: Ramularia collo-cygni
Lineage: Eukaryota; Fungi; Ascomycota; Dothideomycetes; Mycosphaerellales; Mycosphaerellaceae
Exons: 1
Coding region: 1-2955 (984 amino acids)
Biological process (GO): rRNA processing
Cellular component (GO): nucleolus; small-subunit processome
Source: RefSeq, a predicted model, not a curated record